AUGAAUGUCUUUCGAUUGAUAGGCGAUAUGUCUCACUUGGCAGCAAUUAUCAUCCUGCUGAUCAAAAUUUGGAGAUCGAGAUCCUGUUCAGGCAUAUCUGGUAAAAGUCAGCUACUCUUUACUGCUGUAUUCACCUGCAGAUACCUGGACUUGUUCACCAAUUUCGUUUCUAUUUAUAAUACCACUAUGAAAAUAUUUUUUCUGGCAUCAUCCUAUGCUACCAUUUACUUGAUUUUCAUGAAAUUUAAAGCAACUUACAAUAGAAAUCAUGACACUUUCAGAUUUGAACUAUUGAUUGUUGUUUCAGUAAUACUGGCUCUGUUAAUUAAUCAUGAAUUCUCUGCGACCGAGAUUUUAUGGACCUUUUCCAUUUACUUGGAAGCAGUCGCUAUUCUACCACAAUUGUUUAUGAUUACGAAAACAGGAGAAGCGGAAUCGAUCACUAGUCACUAUCUGUUUGCUUUGGGAUCCUAUCGGGGGCUUUAUAUUUUGAAUUGGAUUUACAGAUACUACGUAGAAGGGCACUUGGAUUGGAUAGCAGUAUUAUCUGGAAUUGUACAAACAGGACUUUACUGUGAUUUCUUUUAUCUGUAUAUAACCAGAGUCAUGAAAGGUAAGAAUUUAACCUUGCCAGCGUAA
This is a messenger RNA of Trichoplax adhaerens, 639 nucleotides long. RefSeq lists its product as uncharacterized. Gene Ontology annotation, cellular component: membrane; endoplasmic reticulum; cis-Golgi network. Gene Ontology annotation, biological process: protein retention in ER lumen; endoplasmic reticulum to Golgi vesicle-mediated transport. NCBI's taxonomy places the organism in Eukaryota, Metazoa, Placozoa, Uniplacotomia, Trichoplacea, Trichoplacidae. The transcript is spliced from 4 exons. Bases 1 to 639 code for a protein of 212 amino acids. The record is from RefSeq and is a predicted model, not a curated record. Gene Ontology annotation, molecular function: ER lumen protein retrieval receptor activity.